Messenger RNA from Pistacia vera, 779 nucleotides. RefSeq names its product protein HHL1, chloroplastic. The transcript has 5 exons. NCBI's taxonomy places the organism in Eukaryota, Viridiplantae, Streptophyta, Magnoliopsida, Sapindales, Anacardiaceae. Bases 76 to 762 code for a protein of 228 amino acids. The record is from RefSeq and is a predicted model, not a curated record.
AUCAAGUGAAGUAACACUAACACAAAAAAAUAAAAAUAAAGAGAAACAGAGAAAGAAUAGCGAAGAAACGCAAAAAUGGAGGUGGGAAUGUCUCUAAACGCGCUGGUUCGGCUUCCUUUAUCGAGUUCAAGAACCCACGAAGACGUGCUUGUUAAGCACUCGCUUUUCUCUUCUAGAAUCACAACCCUAAAGUCCCCUCGUCAGAGACAAAUGUUGGUAGUUGAAGCUAAGGGGAAAAGAGGAAUGCAACCUCGCCAGUUUCAAAGACCUCCUCCUCCUUCCUUGCCCAAGAUUGAAGACGAUGGCAACCCUCGUUUUGUUAUCUUCAUUCGUAUGGCCAAUGUUUAUCUUUGGUACCCACUUAGUAUAGUAUCAGGGGGCACCACUGCCAAAAUCAUGGUUGCUGCAAAAGAUAAUUUUCUUGGCAAAUAUAUAUACAAAGAUACACUUGCUAGAAAUCUUGCUGCUGUUAUUUACAGGGAUGAGAAGGAGAUACAGAAGACAGCAUUCAAGCAAUUUCGUGUAUUGCGGUCGGCUACUGAAUUCAGAUACGGAUACAAACUUGUGGAAAAUGGCAAUUUGAGAGCUGCACUUUCUACUACUGAUGUCAUUGAGCUUCCAACUCCAGACAAGCUAAAGACAGUGUUUGAUAAAGUGAAAGACAUCUUUGGGGAUGCAAAAGAAUCAUUCGGGAAGCUAACAGCACUAGAUGCCAACGCCACUGAGGACUCAGAGGAAAAUUCUAAGAAAAAAGCCAAGUGAGUUAAACGGAUAUAAGC